AUACCAAUUAAAGACUUCUCUUUUGGCGACUCCAGCUGGCUUUCAGGAACUGCCAUUGGAUCGCCCUCAUCCUUACGUGGUCCAGUGUCCUAUCAGCCAAAAGCACCACGAGACUUCAACUCCUCUCACUCCGGGGCUAUUCGUCAGCCCAUCCCUUCGGUUGACGUUACAUCCCCAUUACUUCUUCUUGAUCCUCUGAUCGGCACGCAUCUUCAUCUCACGGUAGCAGACGCGCAACAAGCCAGGCCAGUCAGUCCUUUUCAUGGCAAGUUGCUAAUAACGAUGAUAAUUAAGACAGGCUUUGCCACAUACAUACACGUGCACACUGCCUGA
Molecule: messenger RNA, 333 nt
Organism: Protopolystoma xenopodis
Lineage: Eukaryota; Metazoa; Platyhelminthes; Monogenea; Polystomatidea; Polystomatidae
Source: the annotation of a GenBank genome assembly